GGCUGAACGCAUCAACCCCGCAACCCUGUGUCAUAAAUGCACACUGGGCAACAUCACUGAUGAUCCAUACAAUCAGCCAUAUCUGCAAGAGAUUCUAAUCUGAUAUUCAAACUAUGGACACCCAAUCGUUUAUGCGAGACAAUACUACUCCCGACAAGCCCCUCAGCAUCCUUUGCUUCGGCGACUCCCUCACCCAAGGCUUCCACAACUAUGGCUUGGGUGAAAGUCCCUACUCGGAAACACUGGAGAAAAAGCUCAAGGGUGCAUUUCCCGACAGAACGAUUGUUAUUCGUACGAGCGGCGUGCCUGGAGACCUUGCUUCGUCGUCAUCGUUUCAGCGUCGCUUCAUCCAAGAGGCAUCUUCCGAUUCUUAUGAAUGGGUCAUAAUUCUCGGAGGCACCAAUGACCUAGGACGCCUGCUAUCCGUCGACAAGGUCUUUGACGCCCUCGAAUCCCACUGGAACACAGCAAUCGGCAAUGGGAGCAAGGUUCUCGCCCUCACUGUCCCAGAGUGUAAAGCCAAACCCGAAUGGCUUGUGGUCAACCGAGAUGAGCUCAAUCAGCAAAUUCUGUCUCAUUCACGGCCAAAUUUUUAUGCUUUUGACUUGGCUUCUCACGUCCCGUACCACUCCCUCACCGAGGCCGAGCGCACAUUGUAUUGGGAUGAUGGGCUGCACUUGACUGCGGAUGGCUACGAGUGGAUGGGAGAGCACAUUGCGAGAGGCCUGAUUCGUAUCCUCCUGGAAGAAUGCAUCUAGGCUCUUCUUUGGCCUUUGCCUCGCCACGAUUUCCUUUUGGAUGGAAAGCAUGAGCAGAUGUAACCUCCGAGGAGGUGGCCUGUCACAGCUCAAGAUUUGGUGGUAGACAUGCACCUUCAUCAAGGCACCCUCGGUUCAUCUUUUAACAUCAAACGUAUUCAAAUUGGCCUAGCUGUAUAUCGCCUAUCUCCCUUCCACCAUGUGCUUUCCUCCC
This is a messenger RNA of Ilyonectria robusta, 972 nucleotides long. RefSeq names its product SGNH hydrolase-type esterase domain-containing protein. Bases 114 to 758 code for a protein of 214 amino acids. The record is from RefSeq and is a predicted model, not a curated record. Gene Ontology annotation, molecular function: phosphatidylcholine lysophospholipase A1 activity. The transcript has 4 exons. Lineage: Eukaryota; Fungi; Ascomycota; Sordariomycetes; Hypocreales; Nectriaceae.